UGUAUGUAGUAAGAGCGAUUUCGGUGGCCGUACAGAUUGUUCUGAGGAAAGUUGAUGGAACGUUUGGUUAUCUUUCGGAUCCUAGCGAAUCAUUAAAACUUCAUAUUGUUGGCUACACGAGGAUUCAUACUGACAAGAAAUUAGCUGCAUUUAUAUUCAAACUUUUUAAAGUGUCAGUGCAGUCAAUGGGCUGACGACCUAAGCUAGCUAGCGUAACGAAUGGGCUAGCUAACUAAAGGUUUGGAGAGCGAUUAAACUAACGUUAGCUAAACUUGCCAGCUAAAAGUUAGAUGAAAACGUAGCUCGGUUACCAACAAUGAUAUAACUACUACUGUUGGCGCAUGUUUCUGGUGUUAAACCCAAGUUUAUUUCGACAAUGUGCAGGUAACGUUACUAUUUUGGCACUUAAACUUCAUAGCCUGAUAGAUAAUUCAGGAGCUAACGUUAGCACAGCUACUGUAGGUAUGAGUUUUUUCUAGCUACUAAGCUAGCUAGCAGUAAUUGGGGCUUAUUUGUCACUGUCGGUAGUGGGACUGGGUCAACUUCCACGUACACCCUGAUAAGUAGUUAGCUACAUAAAUGUGCUUUGUUCAUUCAAACUAGCGUAACUUUAUAGGUGACUAGCUAGCUAGUCUUAGCACUCUAACUAGGUAAAGUUACUAGCUAACUUAUUGAAUAGUUACGUUUCAGAAGUUGAUCCACAAAUAAACUUGACCAGAGUGGCGACGUGGAAGAAAGUAGCAAACGUGUCUUACCAGGACAUUGGAAUACCAUGUUGGGACCGUCUUGCCCAUUUGUGAAAUCGUUCUGAACGAUUCACGAGCAUUCCAAUGAGUGUAGAGGUCGUUUGAUUUUGCAGCAGCUUUGCACCCUAUGGUUCUGCUACAGACACCGAGAAAUGGAUGUUUCCAAGGCUGGUUUCCCAAACGGUGAGGGGCGACCGAAAGACACUGGAGAGCAUGACUGGACAGAUUCCCCCACCGCAAGAGCUUGGGCUCAUUCUGCUCCUCUUUCCCGGUCGCUGUGGACGGCUGUGUUUGACUAUGGAAGUACUGGAGAAGACGAACUUAGUCUGCGGCGGGGGGACGUGGUUGAGGUCCUCUCGAAGGAUGCUGCGAUCUCGGGAGAUGAAGGAUGGUGGACGGGUAAAAUUAACCACCGAGUUGGGAUUUUCCCUGCAAAUUAUGUUACGUAUCAACCUGCAAUUUACAGACUUCCCGACGGUAGCACGGUAGGGGUGCGGGAGCGUCCGAGUACUCCCGUGCAAAUAGAUUUUAGUGAACUGGUUUUAGAGGAAAUAAUCGGUGUCGGGGGAUUCGGUAAAGUUUACCGAGGGGCAUGGAAGGACCAAGAGGUCGCUGUAAAGGCAGCCCGACAGGAUCCUGACGAAGACAUUACUGCAACUUCGGACGGUGUUAAACAAGAGGCCAAGCUCUUCUCCAUGCUACAACAUCCCAAUAUAAUAAAACUUGAAGGUGUCUGUCUUGAGGAGCCGAACCUGUGCUUGGUGAUGGAAUAUGCUCGCGGAGGGACUCUUAACCGGGCUUUGACAGGUCGGAGGAUACCCCCACACAUUCUUGUCAACUGGGCUGUUCAAAUCGCCAGGGGCAUGCACUACUUACACGAGGAGGCUGUUGUGCCCAUUAUUCACCGUGACCUGAAAUCCUGCAACAUUUUGUUGCUUGAAAAAAUAGAGAACGAUGACAUUGGAAGGAAGACUUUGAAGAUCACAGACUUUGGCCUAGCCAGAGAGUGGCACAACACCACCAAGAUGAGUGCUGCUGGCACGUACUCAUGGAUGGCCCCCGAAGUCAUCAAGUCCUCCCUCUUCUCCAAAGGCAGCGAUGUCUGGAGUUAUGGGGUCCUGUUAUGGGAGUUGCUGACAGGAGAGGUGCCUUACCGUGGGAUUGAUGGGCUGGCUGUGGCCUAUGGUGUGGCUGUCAACAAGUUAACCCUCCCUAUUCCAUCCACCUGCCCAGAACCCUUCGCCAAGCUCAUGGAAGAGUGCUGGGAACAGGACCCCCACAUCCGGCCGUCGUUUGCCUCCAUCCUGGAGCAGCUGACAGCCAUAGAGGAGGCGGUGAUGGCCACUAUGCCCCAAGACUCCUUCCACUCCAUGCAGGAGGACUGGAGGGUGGAGAUCCAGGAGAUGUUUGACGAGCUCAGGACAAAAGAGAAGGAGCUGCGUUCGCGUGAGGAGGAGCUGACGCGUGCGGCGCUGCAGCAGAAGUCCCACGAGGAGCUGCUGAAGAGGAGGGAGCAGCAGCUGGCGGAGCGGGAGAUCAAUGUGCUGGAGAGGGAACUCAACAUCCUCAUCUUCCAGCUCAACAAGGACAAGCCCAACGUCAAGAAGAGGAAGGGCAAGUUCAAACGUAGCCGCCUCAAACUCAAGGACGGCAACCGCAUCAGCCUGCCGUCAGAUUUCCAGCACAAGAUCACGGUGCAGGCGUCACCCUCCAUGGACAAGAGGAGGAGUCUGAACAGCUCCAGCCCCCCCAGCAGCCCCACACUCAUACCCCGCCUCCGGGCCAUCCAGUUGUGUGCCCGCAUUGACAGUAUCCGAAGGGGCAGUAUGUAUGUGUAUCACCAGGAUGUGGAUAUCACCAGCGAGUGCCAGCCCUCUACUGGGUUUAGGAAGAAAGUGACUCUGGACGAGAGCAACAGGACAUGGGGACGAAGCACCAUCUACAAGCCGGAGGAGUUUGAUGAUGUCAAGAAGGGGAUUAAGAAGAAGGGGCGAACGUGGGGACCGAGCUCCGUUCAGACCAAGGAGCGGGGAAACUGUGCUGAAAGAGUGAGGCCACUGUCUGAUGGAAACAACCCCUGGUCCACCAGUCUGGUGAAGUCCCAGAAGUCAGUUCCAUUGGCUGCGUUGUUUGCAGAGCAGCAAGGGACCAAUAAAGAUGAGAUAUGCUCACCAGAUAGCUCGGACAACAGCAAACCAAAGCAACUGAAGUUCCCCAAUCAGGUGUACAUCGAUCUACCUCUGUGGAAGGAUGAGCAGCAGCAGGGGGGUGAGGGGACGGCAGGAGGCUGCCCUGGGGAAGGCCUGGAGGACCCCAGCACCACCUCAGCCAGCUCCACCAGCACCACCCCCCAGCACACCCCCACCAACAGUCUGAAGAGGGCCUCAGCUCGCCGCCGGACAGAUACCGUGCUCUACGUCUGUGCCUCGAUGCUGGCCUCGGUGGGGCUGGGCUUCGACCUGCGUGACACGCUCAAGGCCCCACCGGGAGACGACCCUGAGCCCCAGCCCAGCGUGGAGAAGAAGAAGAAAGAGGGUCUGUUCCAGCGCGCCACACGCUUCCGCCGCAGCACCAGCCCCCCUGGUGGACGUUCCUCCCGCAAGGAGGAAGCAGCCUUAUCCUUGUCGGCGGGCUCCCAAGGCCCUGUCAACCUCAUCUCCAUGUCCUCCAUCUCAGAGUGCAACUCCACCAAGUGCCUCCUGCAGUCGGACGUGGAGGGGCCUGAGCCCAUCCCUGUGAAGGAGGUAGACCCCAGAGCACAGCCCAACAGCGGCUCCCAGCCACAGGGUCCACAGGGACCGGGCAGCAGGACUCAAGCUGAGGUCGAGCCCCUCCCCCAGCCUGCAGCCUCAGAGCAGACUCCGCCUCAGAGCAUGGGCUCUAGCCUCCGAAGGAAGAACUCGUCAGUCGUUCAGGACACUAAUGGUACAUCUGGCUGUCACACGACCUCGUCGGGACAGUCUUCCACCACGACCUCUCAGAAGAAGUCUGACAGGGAGGAGACCCCUGAGAAAGCAGCCAGUGGGGAGACUGUUGCUUCUAGACCCCGGCCUCUGUCCCUCCGGGGCAAACCCCACUCCUGGGGUCUCUUGAGGGGCCAAAACAAGAGCUACUCCCUGGGCCACUACUCUGGCGAGAAGAGCGCCAGGAGCCUCAACAUCGUCCUCUCUUCCACUGAGGUCAAGAUGGACUGCUCUCUGCUGGACAUGGACACAGAGGGGCAGAAACGUGACUGCACCGUGCCCCUCUGCCGAAUUCAGAGCAGCCCCAGUCGCCCUUCCGUCUUCGAACUAGAGAAAAAGUUCUUGUCAUAGCAGAAAUAAGCUGCCUUAUUACCAGGGUACCAGAGCACAAUCUUUAACGUUUGAGUUGGAUCAACAACUCUUAUUUGACAUUCCAGGGCAUUCCACUGCCCUCAUGUUUUUUUAAACUGAAUGUGGGCCACUGCUGCUUGAUGAUACCUGUGCUUUUUCUUUAUUUAUAUCUGUAAUAUUUUGCUAGGUAAUUUAAUAUUGGGGGGAAAAACAUAUUUCAAUAGCAUCAGGUUGAUUGAACAACGAAGGAACACGUUCCAUUUUUUGUUCUUGCAAAAAUGGCGCCAUUUCUGCACACACACUGGUUUGGAUCGUGGCAUCAAGUUAGAAAAUGAUGCGUACUUUAAAAUGUCAAACAAUGUUCAUCUGCUUUUGUCUAUAAAUAUAUUUUUCUCCAAUUUGAUUUAAUGCUGGUUAUUUUUUUUCUAUUGAUUUUGUUCAUCGAUUCUAUUUUAUAGAUACCACAGUGUUUAUUUUAGGACAAGUUCUGUCCAAUGUCAGAGGUAAUAUUGAAUGUCUUAGGCUUAUCUUUGACUUCUGCCUGGAAGUCAACAUGUGGCUCAACUGACAGAUGUAGAGUAACCGUGCAACCAACAACACUGGAGAUCCUAGUCUCAACACUGAAACACUAAACAAGGCCUGGUCAGCCACUACCUUACCACUAUACGACUAGACAAGCGUUACAAACAACUGAAUCAGUACCACUACUGUACAGACUAUUCAGCAUUAUUCGCUGCUAUGUUUUUUGUGGAAUAUGACCAUUUGGCUCGAAACCAAUUCACAUGGGGGCUUAGUCUACCUAGCUUCCUGUGCAAACACUAUUUUGAAGAUCAAAGAAAUGGUGAUUGGAUGGGGGGAAAGUAUGAAGGUGUUUUAUUUGGCUUAUCAUAAAUGUAUAUUUUGUAUGAAUGGUUAUCAUUACAGUAUUGAUUAUUUCACACCUUUGUUCAUAAAGAUAAUGCCUAAAGAUGGAAUGACAUUUUGAAAAAACAUAUUCCAAUACUUGUUUGAGUAACAGAUGCAGUAUUCCUUAGCUUUUUGUUAAUAUGAAAAUGAUUGCUGAUAGGAACUGCCUUCUUUUUGAUGCACCUAGACUAUACAAGUUGUUAUCGUCUAAAUAUUCAGUCCCAUGCAAGUCAUCAGUACCGAGCAACAUGUAAAACUGUCCUGUAAAUAGCCAAUGUACAGUAUUUUUGUUCGUCCCGUUAUACUGUUUUCAAAGAAUACUGAAAGUUAAUCUCC
Molecule: messenger RNA, 5302 nt
Organism: Salvelinus sp. IW2-2015
Lineage: Eukaryota; Metazoa; Chordata; Actinopteri; Salmoniformes; Salmonidae
Gene: map3k21
Product: mitogen-activated protein kinase kinase kinase 21
Biological process (GO): protein phosphorylation; signal transduction
Cellular component (GO): cytoplasm
Molecular function (GO): ATP binding; protein binding; MAP kinase kinase kinase activity
Source: RefSeq, a predicted model, not a curated record